Molecule: messenger RNA, 605 nt
Organism: Syngnathoides biaculeatus (alligator pipefish)
Lineage: Eukaryota; Metazoa; Chordata; Actinopteri; Syngnathiformes; Syngnathidae
Gene: twist2
Product: twist2
Exons: 1
Coding region: 57-605 (182 amino acids)
Biological process (GO): regulation of transcription by RNA polymerase II; developmental process
Molecular function (GO): DNA-binding transcription factor activity, RNA polymerase II-specific; RNA polymerase II transcription regulatory region sequence-specific DNA binding; protein dimerization activity
Source: RefSeq, a predicted model, not a curated record
CUUCGAAGGUGGACGCCGUGUUCCCCUCGCUGCCCUUACAUUUCUUCAAGAGAGAAAUGGAAGAGGGCUCCGGCUCCCCGGUGUCCCCCGUGGACAGCCUGGGCACCGUGAGCGAGGAGGAACCGGACCAGCGCCGGCCCGGCGGCAAGCGCUGCGCCCGCAAGCGGAGACCCAGCAAGAAGUCCGCCGGCGACGACAGCAGCAGCGGCAGCGGCGGCGGGGGAGGAGGCAGCCCGGCGCCCCUGAAGCGGACCAAGAAGCCCAGCCCGAGCGGACCGGCCAGCGCCGGGGCCCAGUCCUACGAGGAGCUGCAGAACCAGCGGGUGCUCGCCAACGUGCGCGAGCGCCAACGGACGCAGUCGCUCAACGAGGCCUUCGCGUCCUUGCGCAAAAUCAUCCCCACGCUGCCCUCGGACAAGCUGAGCAAGAUCCAGACGCUCAAGCUGGCGUCGCGCUACAUCGACUUCUUGUGUCAGGUGCUGCAGAGCGACGAGAUGCAGGACAACAAGAUGUCCAGCUGCAGCUACGUGGCCCACGAGAGACUCAGCUACGCCUUCUCGGUGUGGAGGAUGGAGGGCGCCUGGUCCAUGUCCGCCUCUCACUGA